Messenger RNA from Cyphellophora europaea CBS 101466, 1551 nucleotides. RefSeq lists its product as uncharacterized. NCBI's taxonomy places the organism in Eukaryota, Fungi, Ascomycota, Eurotiomycetes, Chaetothyriales, Cyphellophoraceae. The record is from RefSeq and is a predicted model, not a curated record. Bases 1 to 1551 code for a protein of 516 amino acids. The transcript has a single exon.
AUGGCACGCCCUAACAUCAUCUUUAUAAUGGCUGACGAUCAUGCCUCCAAGUCUAUCAGCUGUUACGGUGCAGGCAUCAAUUCUACGCCUAACAUCGAUCGAAUAGCAAAUGAGGGGAUGAAAUUCAAUCACUGCUAUGUCACCAACUCCAUUUGCACGCCAUCUCGGGCUGCUAUAUUGACAGGCACCCACAAUCACGUCAACGGCGUGAUGACACUUGAUAGUAAGAUCAAUAAGCGCCUCCCGAAUGUUGCCAAGCACCUAAGGACUGGGGGUUACCAGACGGCUAUGGUAGGAAAAUGGCAUCUUGGUGAAGGUGAAGACCAUGUACCUACUGGCUUUGACUAUUGGUCGGUGGUACCUGGCCAAGGCGAAUAUUUUGAUCCCGAGUUCAUUGAGCCAUCUGGUACCCGUAUUGAAGAAGGAUACGCGACAGAUAUCAUUACCGACAAGAGCCUCAACUUUAUCAAAACUCGGGACAAAAGCCGUCCAUUCUUCCUCAUGUGCCACCACAAAGCUCCCCAUCGUUCCUGGGAGUGCGAUGAGAAGCACAAGGAUCUCUACAAGGAUCCUAUUCGCCUCCCUGACACUUUCACCGAUGACUACAAGAAUCGUGCGCGCGCUGCGGCUGUGGCUAAGAUGCGUGUCGAGGACGAUCUCACCUACCUAGACUUAGGUCUCGCACAGCCAGAUGGCGGGCGGCGGCGGGUUGGGGAGAAGAUGUUGCAGGCCUGGUGGUUCAACGACCGCAAGAUCCCGGCCCCAGCCGACGUUACCAAACUCAAGCUGAUCGACAAGGAUGAUGGUACUGUUUUCAGGUUUCAGACAAAACAAGAGCUCACUGAGUUCAAGUUCCAGCGUUACAUGCAGCGCUAUCUGCGUACAAUUCAAAGCGUUGAUGAUAACGUCGGCCGUGUACUCGACUUCUUGGAGACUGAAGGCCUGGCUAAGGACACGAUUGUUAUCUACACGUCAGACCAAGGCUUCUUUCUUGGUGAGCAUGGUUGGUUUGAUAAGCGCUUCAUGUAUGAAGAAAGCUUUCAGAUGCCUUUCCUUAUCCGAUACCCGCGCGAGAUCGCCCCAGGGUCUGUCUGCAACGAUAUCAUUUGCAAUGUCGAUUUUGCUACCACUUGGUUGGAUCUAGCUGGCUUGCCUGUGCCUUCGUAUAUGCAAGGUGUUAGCUUCCGACCUCUCUUGACCGGGGAGACGCCCAAGGACUGGCAGCAAGUUGCCUAUCAUCGCUACUGGAUGCAUCGCGACAUUAUUCAUGAAGCUUAUGCACACUAUGGUGUAAGGGAUCAGCGGUAUAAGCUAAUUUACUGGUAUAACGAGGAUUUUGGAAUUGAAGGCACCCGAGAAGGGGGGCAGGAGAAGGAGUGGGAGCUGUUCGAUUGUCAGGAAGAUCCUUUAGAGCUCUUCAACUGUUACCACGACCCAAGGUAUGUAGCAGUGGUGCGGCAGAUGACAGCCAUGUUGGACGCAAAGAUGGCGGAGAUCGGUGACGAGCCUGUUCAUGCUCCACAGGCUCAGGUUAUCGCGCCGAAGCUGUAG